AUGGAAGAGGCCAAAGCCGAAGUCCGUCGUCUCGUUGGCGCGGAAUUCCCAGACGGCGUCACUGGAGUUGAGAUCAAUCCCUCCGACUUUUCAUCAGACGAGGAUAUUAGCGUUACACCAGGGAGCUUUUACUUAUCCAUCCACUUCGGCAAUGUCGGAAUCUCCAAGAUGGCGAAGCGUCAAUGGAACCCCCAAAAAGGGUUUCACUACGUGCUACAAGACCCUCCUGCCCCCGCAAUGUCAGCUGAGGAUCCAACCUGGGAUCAGGAAAGACGUGACAAAGAAAGUGCAAAGAUCAAAGAGGGUGAAACAGGUGUUGAUAACGUUGUCUUGGAACUCAAAAGCGAUGUCAAGAACGAGAAGCAGCCGACGAACUAUUUCGGAUCAAGCCCCCAGAACCAGGUAUCUUUGCAGGUCGACAGUGGUUCAAGUAUCCUUUGGGCACAAAGCCGUAUUCAAGUCAGUCAAGAUGUCCCACCUGGGCGAUCUUUCGUGGAUCUCACCAUCGAAGAUGCCGCACGAUUUCAAGAAGGGUCCAAGGCAUACGAGAUUCUCUACGGAGGCGGAAAAAAGGUCGCAUUUUCCCUAUUUGAAGCAACUGUCGGCAUUGGAGGAUUGAAGACUCCCCAAGUUUUCGGAGCCGCCAAAAUUGCAGCCCAGGAAAACCUCUUGCCACUAGGGAUUCUGGGACUGGGCUUUUCGGCGGAAAACUCACCCAUCCCAUUCCACCGGACACUGGUGGUUCACUUGAUGGAAAGCGGCAUGAUCAAACGAGCUUCUUUUGCGCUUAUUGGUCCUCGUUCUGAACCAGCUGGAUCUACCAGGCCUGACGGCGAGAAGACACGAGAUCGAGGAUGGCUUGUGAUUGGGAACCUACCAGAGUCUUAUCACACUGGUAUAACCUGGUGUCCUGUCCUUGCAGAGAAAUAUCGAGCUUGGGUGGUUCGUCUCAACAACGUCACAGUCAACGGCGUGGUCAUUUGCCAAGAUCAAUUGGCCCUUGUUGAUACAGGUAGCUCAUACUUGACAACAACUGAAGAGAACUGUCGCGAGAUGGCAAAGGUAAUUCAAGGUAAAGCCAAUAACCGCAUCGUGACUUAUCCAAGUGGCGGUCUUAGCGAGCUCUCUUUCACGUUUGGCGACGCUUCUGGAGGAGCCACGUUCGGUCUGAACAAGGAGGAUCUGUCAUUGGGCCCGGUACCUGGGUCUGGUGGUGAUGUCUUGAGAAGUCCUGUUACCUAUAUGAGCUUUGAGAACAGGAAGUAUAAUUGGGUUUUGGGUGGCAUAUUCAUCGACAACAUGAUUUCUAUCUACGAUUAUACAGGAGAGCCGCGUAUUGGAUUUGCUUCACGGUCUAAUGUAGACCCAGUUGUUACGAAGACAUAG
This is a messenger RNA of Fusarium graminearum PH-1, 1386 nucleotides long. RefSeq lists its product as uncharacterized. Gene Ontology annotation, biological process: proteolysis. Gene Ontology annotation, molecular function: aspartic-type endopeptidase activity. The transcript is spliced from 2 exons. NCBI's taxonomy places the organism in Eukaryota, Fungi, Ascomycota, Sordariomycetes, Hypocreales, Nectriaceae. The record is from RefSeq and is a predicted model, not a curated record. The coding region runs from base 1 to 1386 and encodes 461 amino acids.